Messenger RNA from Emys orbicularis (European pond turtle), 222 nucleotides. RefSeq names its product regulator of G-protein signaling 5-like. Lineage: Eukaryota; Metazoa; Chordata; Testudines; Emydidae. The record is from RefSeq and is a predicted model, not a curated record. The coding region runs from base 1 to 222 and encodes 73 amino acids. The transcript has 2 exons.
AUGGCUGAGAAGGCCAAGAAAAUUUAUGAGGAGUUCAUCCAGACGGAGGCACCUAAAGAGGUGAAUAUCGACCACUGCACCAAAGCUGUGACCAUGAAGAACUUGGUGGAGCCAUCAGUGAGCAGCUUCAAUGAGGCUCAGAAGCGGAUCUUUGCCCUGAUGGAGAAGGACUCCCUGCCCAGAUUUGUGCGGUCAGAGUUUUAUCAAGAGUUAAUCAAGUAG